Molecule: messenger RNA, 1356 nt
Organism: Zootermopsis nevadensis
Lineage: Eukaryota; Metazoa; Arthropoda; Insecta; Blattodea; Termopsidae
Source: RefSeq, a predicted model, not a curated record
UUUGCGGACGGAUAACUUAUAAAACCAGGGCUGAGUGUUGGGCAGUUCAGUUUGGCGAAUGAUCAUUAAACUGUAAAUUUACAUCAUGCGGGAAAUUUGCAUUGUUCUGACAGUGGCUUCUGCGUUUAUAACAGCGGGGGCCCUGCAACUUCCUAAAUACGUCAAGCCUUGCGGCAGAAACGACCCGAAUUUCAACGAAUGCGUAAUAAAGCAUGCGCGAGAGACGUUGAAAGCCCCAAUACUUGAAAAGGGUGACCCCAAGUACAAGUUACCGUCCAUAAGCCCGUUGCUGAUAACGGAGAUAAAAGUGGUAAACACAAACGGGAUCAACCUAAUCAUCCGAGACAUCAAACUUCAUGGCUUACUGGGGGUCAGCGUUGAUAAAUUAGAGUUCGACUUUGAAAAGAAGCGUGUUUUCGGCGAGUUCAGGUUUCCAGUCUUGGAGAUAAUCGGAAAAUAUAAAAUGUCGGGACGUCUUCUGCUGUUACCCAUAAACGGCGAAGGAGACUUAAAUAUCACCCUGGUGGACUCUAAAAUGUCGGUCGAAGGUGACUUUGUUCAGGAGAUCGUCGGUGAGACACAACACGCAGUCGUCAAUAACCCGAGGGCCACUAUGGAUCCCUCAAGGAUGUACGUUCUCCUCACGAACUUGUUCAACGGAGACAAAGUCCUGGGUAAACAAAUGAACGAGUUCUUAAACGACAAGUGGAAGGACGCGUACAAUUCCUUGUCCGCUCCUAUUGUCGAAGGCAUAGUGCAGGCAGUGAUCAGUGUCAUAAACGAGGCUUCAUCGGUGGUUCCUUUCGAGGAAGCAUUCCCCGAGAGUCUACCGUGAGCUGAUCUAUCAUCGCCGUUUCAGAAGUGAGUGUACGAGAACGCUUCAACACGAUUCCGUCGACUCAACACUAGCAUAGAUAAAUUGCACUUAAAAGUAAUCCAAACUUAUAGUAUUAAAAACUUCGAUAGACUUUGUAUCUUUGUUUACUCGUAGAUAGGUUUAAAAUGUAUUACACUUAGAAACCGUUUAAAGAGAAAAUAUAAAGUAACAAUUAAUUAUGGUUUAAAAUGUAUUACACUUAGAAACCCUUUAAAGAGAAAAUAUAAAGUAACAUUGGAUUACUUUAAAAGGUUCAACUCUAUAAGUUACAUGAAGUGACACGUGAACUUUAGUCAGCAAAGAUGGUAUCAUCGUCAAAGUAACAACUACUAUCAAAAUAUAAUUAAGAAGUUUUAAUGCUCAGCUCAUUUGAGCGUGUUACUUUGUAAUGUAACGAAAGAGUUCCUGUUUUAAAUAUGAUAUUUCGACAUUCUCAAAAAUAAAGUAGGAAUUGCAUAAAAGCUGUAGUAUCUUACAUA